UUUUUUUGUUUUAUUUUGAUUCUAGCAUUGACCUGCAUGUAUUCCGCCAGCAUGGAUUUUAUGGCCCUCUUGCUUCCCUGCAUGUCAAUGUUUUUUGUUUGGACAAGCUUGUAUUGCUUAUUAUGUUUUGUUAACCCUCAUCGAAGUUAUGAAUGGAACUGCCGACUAGUCACUAUAAUACAUGCAUCAUUGACUACAAUAUUGUCUUUCUGGUGUGGGUUUAUCACAGGACCUUGGCCAUUGGUGUUUAUGGGAGAAGCAAAUACUCCUUUUCAAACAUUCAUUGCUACAUUUACUCUUGGAUACUUCAUUUUUGAUUUUCUCUGGUGUUUGUACAUGAGAACAGAAGGAUUGGACAUGUUGUUUCACCAUAUGAUAUCAGUGAGUGGUAUAGCGUUUAUCCUUUUCAACGAGUAUUCAGGACCAGAGCUUGUUGCGACAAUACUUGGAACAGAAAUUUCUAACCCUUUCUUACAACUGAGAUGGUUUUUACGAGAAACAGGACAGUAUGAAACAUUGCUUGCGAAAGUAAAUGAUAUUAUCUUUAUGACAGUUUUCAUUUGUUGGCGUCUGGGACCUGGAUCUUUGUUAUGGUAUCGGACGGUCAUUGUGUCUCCUAAACCAAAACUUUUUGUCAAGCUUGGCGGUACAGGUUUGUAUUUAAUAGGCUGGAUAUGGGCAUUUUUUAUAGUUAGAUUUGCAAGAAAGAGAUUCUUUGGAAAAAAGAAAAGGAAAUAG
Messenger RNA from Porites evermanni, 738 nucleotides. Lineage: Eukaryota; Metazoa; Cnidaria; Anthozoa; Scleractinia; Poritidae. The record is from the annotation of a GenBank genome assembly.